AUGAAACUCAGCUGGCUCGACGUCGAGUCCUCCGGUGAUGAGACUGGCUAUGUUGCCGGGGCCCAGACGGCCCUCCCGACGGCGGAGGAGGAGGACGAGGACGACGCGCCUCUAGUGCGGAGACCAAGGGCGCCCGCAGCAGCGGCCGCCUCCGCAGCGGCCGCUAGUGCCGUGGCGGCUUCCACGGCAACCGGGGCUGCGGCAACCCCACGAGGGUCCGUGGCUCCGCCCAAGCGGAGAAUCUUCCGUGGCUACUCGCUCAAGCUCAACCCCCCGAAGGAUAGCACCCCGGCAGGAGCCGGCAAGAGGGGGAGGACCGACCCUGCACCCGUCGCGCCGAGCAAGAAGCCGCACACUGGGGCCAGUGCCAGUGCUAGUCGGGCUAGCGCGGGGGCCAGCGGCGCCGCCACCACGGCUGCUGCCGACCCGAUUACAGUGGAGGAGGAGCCCGCAGCAGGCCCCAUUGCGCCCACAACGGGGGCGGGCGACGCGGUGAUCGACCUCACCACUGACGUCGAGGACGCAGGGUUGAGGGACAAGCCAGAGGCGGCUCCCGCGCCAAGCCCCGCCGCCCCAGACACAACGGUGGCGGCGCCCACCAUCGCUACCGGACCGGGGCCCGGCAGCGCGUCCCCGGCCUCGCAGGCCGGAGGCACGGAUCCCGCGGCUACCUAG
Messenger RNA from Brachypodium distachyon (stiff brome), 675 nucleotides. Its product is annotated as cell wall adhesin EAP1-like. Bases 1 to 675 code for a protein of 224 amino acids. Lineage: Eukaryota; Viridiplantae; Streptophyta; Magnoliopsida; Poales; Poaceae. The record is from RefSeq and is a predicted model, not a curated record. The transcript has 3 exons.